CCGACGCGUGGCCCCUUGCAGGAUCGACGCGCAGCUCCCGCCGCAGUACCGUAGGGCUCCGCCCCUGCCCGUGCGCGCCCCGCCGCCCGCCGCCCGCCGCCCUGCCUGAGCUCCCUGCACGGUUGGUCGACGCUCGCCGCCGAGAGCAGGAUGGAGACGCGCCGCACCGCACUCAUCCCUGCUCUGCUGCUCUGCCUGGGUUUCCAUCUUCUACAAACAGUUCUAAGUACAACUGUGAUCCCUUCAUGCAUCCCAGGAGAAUCCGAGGACAACUGCACAGCAUUAGUUCAGACAGAAGAUAAUCCACGUGUUGCUCAAGUGUCAAUAACAAAGUGUGGUUCUGACAUGAAUGGAUUCUGUUUGCAUGGACAGUGCAUCUACCUGGUGGACAUGGAUGAAAAUUACUGCAGGUGUGAAGUGGGUUAUGCUGGUGUGCGAUGCGAACACUUCUUUUUAACAGUCCAUCAGCCCUUGAGCAAAGAAUAUGUGGCUUUGACUGUGAUUCUUACUAUGUUUUUCGUUGUCAUAAUCACUAUUUCAUUAUACUAUUUCUGCAGAUGGUACAGAAACAGAAAAAGUAAAGAACCAAAGAAGGACUAUGAACGAGUGAUCUCAGGGGAUCCAGCAUUGCCACAAGUCUGACUGACACCAUCAAGCGUAUGGACAGGGAUGCACAGCAUGCCUGACUAAUGUUAAGAUUCCUAUUUUAUUAAUAAUAUUUAUGUUGGGUCAUGCAUUAGGUCAGCAAUGAUGUAUUUUUAAUAUACUUGGAAAAUAUUUUUAUUUUUGUUUUAUUUUUGAGAGAUUAUUUGCUAAUGUAUAAUGUACACAAAAUAUUUAAUAUAGAAAGACAAUUGAUAUUUUUGUAAGAUAUAAUUUCCUGGGCUAAACACCUUAUUGAAAGCUUCAAACGUUAGUUGCUUGCUGCACUAGGAGUGAGAAAUUCCUAGUACGUUGUUUAAGGAAUGUCAACAAGUGACAGAUUUCUGUAAGCCUAAAUAUAUAGUCAAAUCAAUGUAAUAAGUAUACUUUUCCCUACCAUUAAAAUCAAUAAUAAUUGGUUUGACUAUAUCAAGGUUUGAUAUAUUAGGUGGCCAUGUAUUUGAUAUAUUAUUGUGCCAUGUAUGAGAAGAGUAAUUCAUUGGGAAUUAGGGAAAAGCAAAAACAGGUCAUGUGCUAAAUACCACACACUUGAAACAAACCAAUCCUGGGGAGGAUAUGCUCUCUCCUUCAAUCUUCAGCAAUAAUGUGAUGUUUAUCUGCUUCUAGGGGAAGUGUGCAGUUUCCCAUUCCAACCCACAAGUCUUGUAGAUGACUAUCUAACAGAUUCACCUUCAGUAAAAUGAAUUGGAAAACUUAAUUUUAUAUCAUCUUUUAUGUAAAAGUAGUACUUUAUAGAUUCACAAUGUUCCUUAUUUUUGUUAUCAUACAACAUUUAUGUGAGGUAACUUGUUCAUCAGACAAUUAUAAAAAAUCCACACUUAAAUCUGAAUUUUGUGCUCCUGUUUGGAGUAUUUAUUUUCACAGGAACAUUGCUGAAUAAUUCCAAGACUAAACCAUAGUCUAAAAUUUUAUGGUCCAAUCAUUAUUUUAAAGAAUAAUGUAGGACAAUAGUUCUAUAUAUUAUCUAAGGAUGGAAAUCCAGUUUUUUCAUUUUCUAUACAAAAGUUUUAACUUAAAACCAACUCAGUAAGAACUACUUCUAGAAUUUAAAAUUAUGUAUUUAAAAUUAUAUUCUGAUGCAGGGAGUAGGAAAAAUAGGAAAAAUAAAUCAUAGUGUAUUUUUCCAAAUGAGCAAGCUCAUUUGAAAGCUUUUAGAAUUUAGAGACUUAACCAUACUUCCCUGUGGUGGUUGACAUGAAACCAGACGCCUUCUGUUCCCUCAUUUGUUUAGUUUUUGGAAGAGACUAAGGUUUCUUCUGUACUCUGAGCCCAUAGGUCUCAGUGAAUUCAUAAGGUACUUUGGUCAACUGCUGAUCUCGUGCCUGGCUGCCCCAUUGAAUGCUAAACCUUGGGGUAUAUCUUUCUGGAUAACAUACCAGGUCAGGGAGAUCCUGUUCUUCCUCUACCCUUUUUCCUGGUGUGAAUUAGGGCUGACCUCUGGAGUGGCAGGUGGCAGGACUUGCCUCCAUAUGUAUCCAUGCAUUAUAUAUCCUGGUGCAUACACAUGACUCUCAUCCAAAGUACUGGUUGUGUUUCCUUACUAAUAGGGAAACCAGUAAACACACACACACACACACACACCUCUUGAGCUCAGUAGAUCAUAGAACUGCAAUAUUUUUUGUUCUUUCAACCAAUCCUCUUGAGCUCAGUUGACCAUAGAACUGCAAUAUUUUUUGCUCUAUCAACCAAUAUAUAAGAUAAAGCUUAAAAACAAGAUGAAGGGAAAUAAAAUAAAGAUCAGUGAGAUCUAAAAGGAUAUUUCUGUAUCCCAUUUAAAACUGCUGAAGUCAAAUGUGUUAAAAACACAUUUUAAAUCCUACAUCUACAUAUUAAGCACCUACUAUAUGUAAAGGAAGUCUUCCUAUCUUCUGGGAUCUUUACUGUUUCAAAGAAAAUUUAUUGACUAACCAAGAAAUCAAUUGCAGUGCAUUUUUUUUUUUAAAUAAGGGGAAUCAUAUUGGUUCAUGUUUAGCAUCUCAAUUCACAUUCAUUGCAUAGCUAAACACAAAUAGUUUGGGCUGUUUUUGAUCUUUACCUAAGAAUGCGUUAAAACUAACCCCUCUAAGAGAUAAAUCCUUAUUUAUAAAUGAAUAUUAAAUAAUAAAAAGAAAUGACUCGGAUUACUUUCUAUGAGUAAAAAUAAGUAAAAAAUACUUGUUAUAAUGGAGAUGAUGCUUAGCAAGCAUAAAAAAAAAAUGAUUGCUACCAGUUCAUGUUACCUAAAAACAAUGGAAAAAUUUGGCUCCUAUUUAGCCUAUCUUGUUCAUUUUACAAAUUUAUCACCACACAGAAACACACACAGAGACACCUGUUUCUAGAAGGGCUAUGUAUUUUCAGUAUAUUGAGAACAAAAGCAAAUGGAAAUGCAUAAAUACAUAAUUUCUGGUUUCCCACCAAGGCCACACAGUAACUCAUCUGACACAUUCCAUAUCCAAGGAUAUAAAGUUCUAUGAUUGUUACUAAAGGUUUAACCUUAAAAUUCAGACACAUGUAAUAUACUACACAUUUAUAAUACAAUAGAACUCAACUGUUCUCCUAGACAUUCUUUUGGUCUUAUUCCUCUGCCAAGAGUCAAAGUGAUGGGAGAAAUGAAUGUGAUACACUGGUGUGACUAUGUCAACUUAGCUUUUUACUUUUGAGUACUUCAGAAGAGACCUAGCUAAAUUCAAAUGCCAUCAGGUGAAUUUUUUCUACCACAAAUAUAUGAUGCUAGUGUCUAAUUUCUGUUGAAUUCAAUAAUGCACUUUUUAAACUGAAAUCUGAUCCUUUUGUUAAUUUUGCUUCCAUGUCUACUCUGUAUACUUUUGGAAAAAAUGUGUCUAAUUCAGUGCCCAGUAUUUUCUGACAUUUUCUCCUCAUAUUCAUAAGGGAGAAGGGAGAGUAACAACUUGUAUAAACAGUAUAUCUGGGAUGCAUUUUAAUUUUCUAACUAAAUAUUAAUUUUAUCUAAACAUUUAUGUUAUUCAAGUUGGAUGAUGAUAAAUGUAAGAUCAUGUAUUUUUCUCUGCUUUUUUGCACUCUGUAAUUGCACUUUUUAAGUUUGAAGAGCCAUUUUGGUAUACAGUUUAUAUUAAAGAUGCUAUGGAACAUAAAGUUGUAUUGCAUGCAGUUUAAAGUAACUAUAUGAUUAUGAAUUUUAUCAGAGUACUGAAUUGUAUCAAUUUGUUUAUGUUCAUAUCAGCUUUGGUAAAUGUGUACCUUAAGAUAUUGAAGGAGAAUAUAGAUAAUUUACAAGAUAUUAUUAGUUUGUAUUUAUUUUUGCUGGGAACUGAAAAAAAA
Molecule: messenger RNA, 3942 nt
Organism: Choloepus didactylus (southern two-toed sloth)
Lineage: Eukaryota; Metazoa; Chordata; Mammalia; Pilosa; Megalonychidae
Gene: EREG
Product: epiregulin
Exons: 5
Coding region: 151-642 (163 amino acids)
Biological process (GO): epidermal growth factor receptor signaling pathway; positive regulation of cell population proliferation; positive regulation of mitotic nuclear division
Source: RefSeq, a predicted model, not a curated record